Suillus paluster is the source of this 642-nucleotide messenger RNA. RefSeq lists its product as uncharacterized. The transcript is spliced from 4 exons. Bases 1 to 642 code for a protein of 213 amino acids. The record is from RefSeq and is a predicted model, not a curated record. NCBI's taxonomy places the organism in Eukaryota, Fungi, Basidiomycota, Agaricomycetes, Boletales, Suillaceae.
AUGACCAACCAAGUUACCCACUUUUCGACCGUUAUCAGUCCAGGGGGUCAGUUUGAUGAUUCCGAUGGUGCACCAUGGCAGCGCAUCCUCGUUACCAUGUGUUUUCCGGGCAGGCUCCCAAGGCAGACAAUUCAAGGGAAUAUUCCUGUCCAUAUUUCAGUUUCUGUUGCCGAAGAAUAUGGGCCAUUUACCUCCCCAGUUAUGGAGGCCAUAUCAGUGGAUCUUUGCCCCACUCAUAUUUUUGGAUCUUACCUCACCCAGUUCACUCCCAGUCAAGCCGACAAUAAUCUUUCCUCCCAAGAGGAUGUCGUUAUUCCAUUCCUCCCACUUCGAGAAACCUUCAACUAUGCUAAUCCGAUGGAAUGGGCCACGCUAUCGAGGGAGAUCAAAAGAUGGUUGGUGACUGAAGUAGACAUCAGGUCUCAAUUGUGGACAUGGGGACGCGAUGCUUUUUGGCUUACAUUCGUCGCAGCAUACCCUUUGUUUCCUGGAGGCAAAUGGCCAAUGUGGGACCCUCGAGUUCCUGUGGAGGGGACAUUUAUUAAGGAGUGGUUGGGACAGCCGAGUGAUAUAUUAGUCUGCAUCGUGUGUACUACUACUGUGCCAAUGAUACCAUUGUUUGAUGCCUCCGAGUCAGUGUGA